This is a messenger RNA of Phaedon cochleariae (mustard beetle), 1812 nucleotides long. Lineage: Eukaryota; Metazoa; Arthropoda; Insecta; Coleoptera; Chrysomelidae. The record is from the annotation of a GenBank genome assembly.
UCAAAACUGUAACCUAACCUAACAAAUACGAAAUUUCUUUUCUUCCAACAGGGUAGUUUCCUCUGUAGUUUUAAUAUUUUUCGUUUUUGAUUCACAAUGAGGAAAACACCUAUUCUUUUACGCCAACACAUAGGAUGGCACUUCACGAAGCAUUGGGUAGUACAAGGCAAGCGAAAACCUCUAGACACUGGUGCAGAGGAGAUUUUGAAACAAAAAGGUAUCCCCGUUUACAAACCUGAGGAAUUGUUCAGGGAAAAGAGAGAAUUCCAAAAAGUUGAGGUAGUUGGAUAUAUGGAUAAACCAGUAGCUUUAGACAACACACAUCCAGAUUGGCAUGAUCGUACAUUGCUUUCUUUCAAAGACAACAAUGUAUUGCUGGAAGGGCUUUCUCAAGCUCAAAUAAUCACAAAAUCAGUUGAAAUAAAGAAGGGUUUACCAGACAGUAUUGAGUUGAGGGAAUUGACAAAGGAUGAUAGAGAAGCUGCAGAAAGGCUCACUUUAAACUCUCAGCUUUUGGAUGCUGAACAAAAAAAGUUGCCAAAAAUCAAAGACCCUGCAAGGCCAGCAUGGAAUUUUCCAAGGACAUAUGGGAUCACACAAAGCAGAAGAAACAAACGCAUAACAUCAAAACUGCUCAGCCACAUCGAGUCCACCAGCGACCGGCGGCUAACUAAAGAACGCCACAUAUUCGAGAACCUGCCGUUCUCCUUCUCUUUCGAGCGAAGCGGCAACCUGGUGCAGCUGCGACUGAGCGGCGAUUUCGUGCUCGCGUCGUCAACGCCGCUAAAGCCUGUCACGAGCGAAUCGACGGAUGACGUCACGUUGCCGGACAUCGAUCCGAUCGAUCCGCUGAUCACACUGAUGCCGGAGAAUAUUUAUCGAACGGAGAACGUUUAUCCAAUCAAGCCGACUGUUAAGAAAUCACACCCGCAUACUCUCUUCACGUUUUUCGACAGGGAAGAGGUAAGGAAUCUGUAUGAGGAAGAAGUGACGGAUCAACAAAUUUUCGGCAGAUCUUUGAUGAAAACAUUCACUGCUGCCGCCAGUUAUGCUAGACAGAGAUACGGGAACGAUGUUGGUACUCUUCCUAGCCCGGUGACUCUACAGUGCGUACAAACUGACGGACAAUUCUUCCAUUUGGGAGUCCUCCAGCUGAAUACCUUGGAUUUGGAGAAGGGGGCCACCAAGAACGUGUGGUACCAGACGCCCAUGCAGUACCUGUACGACAGCUGCUCGUACCAAGUCGGCAGGCCCGUUCUAGCAGGAUUCAACGGUGAUAUAAUCAAACAGCUUUACGGUUUUUAUAAUAAUGUUUAGUGAUAAUAAAAGUACAAAGUGAAUUGUCUCAGUUGGUGGAUGUCAACUUAUUCAUGUUUUGAGGUCGCUCUACUAGCAAGCUACCAACAAUUUUGACUCAAUACUCUAUCGAUCAAUCAAGAACGUGAGGUGCCAGACGCCCAUGCAGUACCUGUACGAGAGCUGCUCGUACCAAGUCGGCAGGCCUGUUUGGACUGGAUACAACUGUGGUAAUCAAACAGCUUUUGGUAUUGGUAUUGGUAGGUUGGAUGGUGCCAGAUGCGCUGCGACCUAAUUAGAUCUAUUUUGCCCCAUCUGAUUUUGCUAUAUCAAGGAUUUCUUGUUCAUAGCAGCCCCUCAAGAUUCAAUUCCUUCAGAAAUUUGAGGAUUUUGAGGGGAUCUUUUUGUGCUAUUUCUUCCACAGUCAGCUGGUGUGUUCCCAGUAUGUUCAAUCUUUUGUGAUGUACAGCGUCACACUCCAUCAGUAUGUGAUGUGUCUUAGAUCUUUCUCGGUUG